Thermochaetoides thermophila DSM 1495 is the source of this 1473-nucleotide messenger RNA. RefSeq names its product mitochondrial 37S ribosomal protein uS5m. The transcript is spliced from 2 exons. Lineage: Eukaryota; Fungi; Ascomycota; Sordariomycetes; Sordariales; Chaetomiaceae. Bases 1 to 1473 code for a protein of 490 amino acids. Gene Ontology annotation, cellular component: ribosome. The record is from RefSeq and is a predicted model, not a curated record. Gene Ontology annotation, biological process: translation. Gene Ontology annotation, molecular function: structural constituent of ribosome; RNA binding.
AUGAGCGUAGCACGCCCGGUCGCCAGCAGGCUCAUCUUUGGGCGCCUGGCCCCGGCACCGGCCUCUUCGCUAUGUACGGCGGCCACGGUUGCUGGCCCCUCGACAACGACGGCAUCAGUGACGGCGACAACACCAGCACCAUGUCAUCACCAGCGCAUUUUCGCCCACCACUUCCACAGCUCGCCGCAACUGGCGGCCCGCCGGAAACCACGCUUCUCCAGCAUACGGGCCGCCGAGAUGGGUCUGGUCGACGACAAGAAGAUCGAUGAGUUUGCGAAAGAACACUUCCCCAAGUACACGGACAAGGACUUCGAGGAGCUAUCCCACCAGUACUCGGCCAAGCACCUCGAGGCCAUCAAGGCCGCCGAGGAGGCCAUUGACCCCCGUGAUCUGACGAUUCAGGGCCGCCUGCGCGUCGACCCCUACACCAUGCAGUACAUCGACGACUUCGCCGAGUACCAGCCCAUGAUCGACAAGCGGCCACAAAACAAGAUGCCGCCGGAUCCGCACGCGAGGUUCAUGAACCUGGACGAGUUCACUCGGGACCUUGUGGACUGGGCCGAGCAGUUCCAACAGGGUGAUGUGACGGGGAAGCUCAAGACGCUGUACGACUUUGUGCCGGAGGAGUGGAAGACCAAGCACGAGGCGCAGUGGCCGAACGAAGUGAAGCAGAAGGCGCACCGCGAGUUCCAAAAGUAUCUGCAGGCCGAGGUGGAGCGGCAGAUGAAGAACCCGGACGACAAUGACGGCCCGACCGAUGCCGAUAUCCUGCAAUACAUCUUUGAACGGUCCGCUAUGACCGAUAACAACCUCCAGUCCAACUCCUCGGUCGCCUAUGGCUUGCCCAAGCCGCUGCCCGGUGUGGCCGGCAUGUACAAGAAGCCGAUUGACCCAGCUGAUGAGGGGUUGGAUGACUCGGGUGUGUACCAGGACCUGAAGCGGCGGACGGGCAUGUCGGUCCGUGAGAUUCUGAACAUCCAGACACGCUGCAUUGUGUCGCGGUGGGUUGCGAACCAGACUCGACUCGGCAAGAUCCGCAAGUCUUCGGUCGUUUGGAUCGCCGGCAACGGCAAUGGCUGGCUGGGAAUUGGCGAGGCGAAGUCGACGGAAGCUUCUGUCGCCAACCUCAAGGCUCGCCUGAAUGCUAUUGCUAACAUGCGGCCUAUCCGCCGCUAUGAGGACCGCACUAUCUACGGUGAGGUUCAAGCCAAAGUCUCGGGCACCAUCGUUAAGAUGGCUGCUCGCCCUCCUGGCUUCGGUCUUCGCGUCUCGCACCGCAUCUUCGAGAUGUGCCGCUUCGCAGGCAUCAAAGACCUGGCCGCCACCAUGCCGCGCUCGCGCAACCCCUUCAACUCGGUCCGCGCCGCCUACCAAUGCCUGCUAAAGCAGCGCGACCCGGAGGAGAUCGCCAUGGGCCGCGGAAGGAAACUGGUCGACGCCCGCAAGGUGUACUACGGCGGCGCUGUGUAUUAA